CCUCCUCACCACAGGGGGCGAUGCCGCCGGACAGCCAGUCUCACCGCUCUCUGAUCCGGAAGCUGCUGCAGGUGUAGUGACAGCAAUCAGUGAGAGGUGUCCUUGUUACAAAGGGGAGACUGAAAUAGAGGCAGCAUGGGGCUACUCUCGGAUCCAAACCGCCGGGAGGCCCUGUCCCGCAUUGUUACCCGUCUGAACACCCCUCUCUGCAUCAUCUGUUAUCUGAUUGGCUUAGGCUGGUUUCUGGGCCUGGCAUUUCAUCCAUUUACCCUGCGGUCUUAUAUAUCAGAAAAUUCAAUGGGAUCCACCAUGGUGGAAGAGCAGUUCGUGAGUAGUGACCGAGCUCUUUCCUACGCUCGGGAGUUUGCAGCGCACAAAAAGGCAACAGGGGGGUCUCCUGUUUCUUGGCUGGAAAGGACAAUGCGUGGCCUUGGAUUAGAGGUGUACACACAGAGCUUUGUGCGCACUCUGCCCUUUCCCGAUGAGGCAACAGAAAGAUACAUGGUUAAAGGCACCAAUGUGUACGGCAUUCUUAGAGCCCCACGGACAGCCAGCACAGAAUCUCUGGUCCUGAGUGUGCCCUGCAGUGAGGGCCAGAACAAUAACCAGGCUGUGGGCCUCCUACUGGCACUGGCCUCAUACUUUCGAGGGCAGAUCUACUGGGCUAAGGACAUCAUAUUCCUGGUGAACGAGCACGACUUGAUCGGGAUGGAGGCCUGGCUGGAAGGAUAUCAUGAUGUGAAUGUUACCGAGAUCAAGUCCUCGGUGAUGAUGGGUCGAGCUGGUGCCAUCCAGGCGGCUGUGUCUCUGGAGCUAAAUAGCGACGUCAUCACCAGCUUCGAUGUGGUGGUGGAAGGGCUCAACGGGCAGCUGCCUAACCUGGACAUGGUGAACCUUUUCCACGCCUUCUGUCAGAAGAGCACUCUGCUCUGCACCAUCCAGGGCAAGCUGCAGCGCAGUGACUAUGACACCUUCCAGGGGUAUGUUCACAACCUGCAGACCAUGCUGCUUAUGGUGCUGAAGCAGGGCUCUGGCCGGCCACAGGGGGAUCACGGCCUCUUCCUGCGAUACCACAUUGAGGCCAUCACCCUACGUGGAGUCAACAGUUUUCGUCAGUACAAAUAUGACUUGAACAUUGUGGGAAAGACCCUUGAAGGGAUGUACCGCAAACUGAAUAACCUCUCAGAGCGUUUACACCAGUCGUACUUCUUUUAUCUGCUGCCUUCCCUUUCGCGUUUCGUAUCUAUUGGCAUUUACAUGCCAGCCAUUGGCUUCCUCAUCCUAAUUCUCAUCCUCAGAUCCUUGGACCUAUGGAUUAAGCUGAGCCGUUCCGGAGCAGUGACAGAAGAUGGAACGGCAGAAGGAGAAGAUCAGAGCUCUAAACCUGGGUUUCUGUCCCUUGCCACACCUGUUGUUAUCUGCCAUGCCACGGGACUGAGCCUCUAUUACCUCCCAACGCUGAGUCAAGAGAUGGCCACGGACCACUUUCCAGUGUCUGAAUCAGAGGCUGUUGUGCUCAUCAGCAUUGCUAUAUAUGUAGCCGGACUGGCCCUGCCGCACAAUACCCACAGGACUCUAACAGGGGCUGCAUCAGACCAGGGCUGGAUGACAUUGAAGCUUAUUUCUCUCUUGUACUUGGCUGUCCAGCUGGGGUGUAUUGCUCUGAUUAAUUUCUCACUGGGAUUCAUAUUGGCUCUUACUAUAGUCCCUGUGGCAGCUAUUGUCCAACCUACAGGUCCCAAGUUCCUACACGCAACGCUUCUUGUCCUGGUCACACCAGCGAUCACCCUUCUAGGAAGCAUCUUCCUGUAUCGAGAGCUCAUUGAGUACCCAGUCACGGUGCUCGAAUGCUGGCAGAUUUUCCUUCAGGCUAUUGCCGGGGGCAUGCUUGAUCAUUACCUCUAUGGAUCCUUACUUUUCCCAUUUAUUUCCUUCUUCGUGUACCCUUGCUGGCUGCAGUUAUGGAAUGUAGUCUUCUGGAAAUAAAAUCAAAGCACAUGGUGUCCUUCAAAACCCUUCAUUUCUCAGAUUGGGUAUGGUAAACCAUAGCUGAGAAGUCCUCCAGGCUGGAUGAGAAGAAGCAAGGUUUUUGCAGCUUUCAUGUCUCAUGGUCUCUGACACAACAGAGUUCCCUCUAAAGUCACAUCUGAUGGAGAUCAGCCUCAGGAAGAACUGAAUUUGGUUAUGUGGAGAGGUGAAGGAACAAUCGUAUUAAGGAUGAGGAGAGCUGGGUGUUGAUUGCAUGGGAUUUUUUGUCUGAAUGUUUUGUUUUUUUAUUCUGAGAGAGCAUUUGAGAUUAUUCACUAAGACCUGUUUGCCAUGAAAUCAGCAAAUGGACAGCAGAAUGUAAUUGUUGAUUUAUCGGCCCCUCUGGUUAAAUUAUUUUUUCCCUCAUUGUAUUUAAAAUCACUUGGAAAAAAUAAAUUAACUGCUUGAUCUCCAAACACUUUAUUUGACAAAAAAAAAAAAAAUAAACAAUACUUUUUUUUG
Messenger RNA from Pelobates fuscus (common spadefoot toad), 2490 nucleotides. RefSeq names its product glycosylphosphatidylinositol anchor attachment 1 (gene GPAA1). Gene Ontology annotation, biological process: attachment of GPI anchor to protein. The transcript has 13 exons. Gene Ontology annotation, cellular component: GPI-anchor transamidase complex; membrane. The record is from RefSeq and is a predicted model, not a curated record. The coding region runs from base 136 to 1986 and encodes 616 amino acids. Lineage: Eukaryota; Metazoa; Chordata; Amphibia; Anura; Pelobatidae.